UCCAACCGGGAUAGGCCCACUCCUCCCACCUCCAACUCUCCUCCCCCUCCAGUGCCCAACUCUGGCUUCCUCAUCUCUCGUUUUAAUAGUUCCACUUCUUCUCCUAGCUGCCCCAAAUCCUUCCCUUCCUGCUCAUCUGGGCAGGGAGGAUGGGCGCCAGCCCCUGCCAUGGCUGCACCGUUCAAUUCCCAUGAGGGGUUGGUGCCGGAAAUUAGAGAGGAGACGGAGGAGAGAAUCAGGGCAACUCAGACAACCCAGACAGAGAAAGCUACUCUCUGCCGCCAAACCAUGACCGCCACCACAUUCCGAGUUCGUCCAGCCCAGCCUCAGGACUGCCCUGAGAUCCUGAGGCUGAUCAAAGUGAGCUGCCCUAGAACAGGAGGUUGGGGGAUGGGCAAACAGGUGCCAGGAGGUGGGCAAAAGGUGGUGGAAGCUCCACAGGAAUUAGCUGCUUAUGGAAACAGCCCUGAUGCUGUGAAGUUAACUCUUUUAGAUUUACUUAAAGAUGGCUUUGGGGACCACCCUUUUUAUUACUGCCUUAUUGCAGAAGUACCAGAUGAUGCAGAGCUGACAGGCACUCUGACAGUAGGUUUUGCAAUGUACUAUUUCACCUAUGAUCCAUGGAUUGGCAAGUUACUGUACCUGGAAGACUUCUAUGUCAUGGAACCUUUUCGAGGUUUAGGUAUUGGGUCCGAAAUUUUGAAGAAACUAAGCCAGAUAGCAAUUACGAACCGCUGCAGCUGCAUGAACUUCCUUGUAGUCAUAUGGAACCAGACAUCUACAGAAUACUACACCAGGCGGGGGGCCCUGGACUUAACCACUAGGGAAGGUUGGCAUCUGUUCCGGUUUGAAAGAAAAGAGCUCUUAAAAAUGGCUAAUGAAGACUGAAAGUGCUUCCAAACUGUCAUUCCAAGUUCUAAACUGUCACCUUGUUGACUUAGGUGUACUAGGUACAGCAUAUCCCCGGCCUCUAGUUUGAGACUUUACAUAGACCCCCUGCUUAAACAGUUGGUGAAACACAGUAAACUUUUGGUUAUCUUCAUCUAACAA
Molecule: messenger RNA, 1050 nt
Organism: Monodelphis domestica (gray short-tailed opossum)
Lineage: Eukaryota; Metazoa; Chordata; Mammalia; Didelphimorphia; Didelphidae
Source: RefSeq, a predicted model, not a curated record